Bombyx mandarina (wild silkworm) is the source of this 3892-nucleotide messenger RNA. It is a transcript of the gene GlyS, whose product is annotated as glycogen [starch] synthase. Gene Ontology annotation, cellular component: cytoplasm. Gene Ontology annotation, molecular function: alpha-1,4-glucan glucosyltransferase (UDP-glucose donor) activity. Gene Ontology annotation, biological process: glycogen biosynthetic process. The record is from RefSeq and is a predicted model, not a curated record. Lineage: Eukaryota; Metazoa; Arthropoda; Insecta; Lepidoptera; Bombycidae.
GUUGGCAUGUAUUAUGCUUUUUCGUUGUCACAAAUAAAAACGAAAUUAUAAUCCAGUAAUUAAAACCUGCUUUGAAAGACUUGUUUGUGAACUUUUCUGUGAUAAAUUUGUGUUCGUCAAACCCGGUAGAGGCGCAUUAAAAACUUUUCUCAUUCAAUAAUUCGGCGAGGAUGUCAAAGGAUCGCAGCUCGAGGCGGUUCUAUCGUGCGGAGUCCACUCAUGAUCUGUCGUCAUUCAUGGACCGCGGCCGCGCCGCCAGCGACGAGAACAGAUGGACCUUCGAGUGCGCCUGGGAAGUCGCCAACAAAGUUGGCGGUAUUUAUACGGUAAUAAGAUCGAAAGCAUUCGUCUCCACUGAAGAAAUGGGAGACAACUAUUGCUUGCUUGGUCCGUAUAAGGAGCAAUGCGCGCGAACUGAAGUCGAAGAGGGAGAGUUCCCCUCCGACUCCCCCCUGUUGACAGCCGUUAACGCCAUGAGGAGUAAAGGUUACAAGUUACACACGGGCACUUGGCUGGUAGAUGGGAACCCUCAAAUAGUUCUUUUCGACAUCGGGUCUGGGGCGUGGCAGUUGGAUGCUAACAAGCAGGAGCUAUGGGACACUUGUUCCGUCGGCAUCCCGCAUCUCGACGUGGAGGCCAAUGACGCCGUGAUCCUAGGGUUCAUGGUCGCGCAGUUCAUAAGCGAGUUCCGCGAGGCGGUGGAGGGGCGCGGUGGGGUGCCGGCUCGCGUGGUGGCGCAGUUCCACGAGUGGCAGGCGGGAACCGGGCUCAUCGUUCUAAGGGUACGCCAUGUUGACGUGGCGACCGUAUUCACGACUCACGCGACGCUCCUCGGCAGAUACCUCUGCGCUGGCAACACAGACUUCUACAAUAACCUGGAUAAGUUCUCGGUGGACGAGGAGGCGGGAAAGAGACAGAUAUACCACCGCUACUGCAUGGAGCGGGCCGCCUCGCAUAUGGCGCACAUCUUCACCACCGUCUCCGACAUCACGGGAUACGAAGCCGAGUACCUGCUCAAACGGAAGCCGGACAUCAUCACCCCGAACGGUUUGAACGUGAAGAAGUUCUCGGCGCUGCACGAGUUCCAGAACCUGCACGCCCUCGCCAAGGACAAGAUACACGAAUUCGUUAGGGGACAUUUUUACGGCCAUUUCAAUUUCGAUCUCGACAAAACCUUGUAUUUCUUCAUCGCUGGACGAUACGAGUUCGGGAACAAGGGAGCCGACAUAUUCAUUGAGGCGUUAGCGAGACUCAACCAUUAUUUGAAAUCGUCGGGCUCCGAGGUGACGGUGGUGGCGUUCCUGAUCUUCCCGGCGAAGACGAACAACUUCAACGUGGAGUCCCUCCGCGGGCACGCGCUCACCAAGUCCCUGCGCGACACCAUCCAGCACGUGCAGCAGCGCGUCGGCGCCAGGAUGUACGACGUGUGCCUCCGAGGCCACGUGCCGGAGCCCACCGAGCUGUUGCUAAAGGAGGACACAGUGCGCCUCAAGCGCUGCAUUUACGCGCUGCAGCGGGACGGCCUGCCCCCUGUCACCACGCACAACGUCGUGGACGACUGGAGUGACCCCGUGCUGAACUCCAUAAGAAGAUGCGAGCUGUUCAACACUGUCAACGACAGUGUCAAGGUGAUAUUCCACCCGGAGUUCCUGACGUCCACGAACCCCCUGUUCGGUCUGGAGUACGAGGAGUUCGUGCGCGGCUGCCACCUCGGCGUGUUCCCCUCGUACUACGAGCCCUGGGGCUACACGCCGGCCGAGUGCACCGUCAUGGGCAUACCUAGCAUCACGACCAACCUGUCCGGGUUCGGUUGCUUCAUGCAGGAGCACAUCGCGGACCCCAUGUCCUACGGGAUCUACGUGGUGGACCGGCGGUACAUCUCGCUGGAGGGCUCCGUGCAGCAGCUCGCGCAGUACAUGUACGACUUCACCAAAAUGUCUCGUCGUCAACGCAUCAUACAGAGGAACCGAACUGAGAGGCUGUCGGAUCUACUGGACUGGAGGAACCUUGGAAUUUACUACCGGCAGGCCCGCGCGCGCGCCCUGCGCACCGUGUACCCGGAGUACGUGGACCACGCGGACGUGCAGCUGGAGCGCGCCUUCACCUACCCGCGCCCGCUGUCCGAGCCGCCCAGCCCCGCGCACUCCAGAGCCACGACUCCGGCCGCCUCGGUCCAUGGCUCCGACAGCGAGGAGGACGAGGUGGACGACGAGAAAGAGCUGGCUGAGCUGAGGAUCAGCCACGACUGAUUGGAGCCUCCGUAAUCAGAGCCAUGACGUCGGUGGUAGCGCUGCGGUGAGGGGCUGCCUCUAGUCCAGCUAACAGGGUAGGCUAUCAAUUCUCAUGACGCGACGAGUUGGAGCGUCACAGGUCCUUCGAACGUGGUGUCUGUGCUGAUGUCCACGGGUGCAGGGUAGGUAAGGUCACUCGCGGUAUUACCCCAUCCAGAACCCAGGUCGCAUCUUUCAAAUAUCAGAUACAAUAAAUGCAAUAAUAACCUAAUUCCUUAAAGCUAUUUAAAAAUCAAAUUCCUAUUUUAAAUUCGCGCACAUCGGACCUUUCGCUUGUUGCGCGUACCCGGUCGCCGGCGAUAGAUCGAUUUGAAUAUCGUUCGUUCUAUUUUAGAAUUUGAAUCCGUCGUCAUGGCUCUGAUUGGUAGACGAGAGCACGGGUACAGUCCGCGUCCGGUGAGACGGAGCUAGUCCCGGCUAGCGCUGUCUCUGUCACACGACUCGACCGACGAACAAAAGCUUUGGGCGUGGACUGUACCGUACAGCACUCGUGUCUCUAUAUUUUGGUUGUUAUAUAAGAAGGAGUUAAAGGAAGUCUCUCUGCGGAAGCUCCCUACGACCGAAGUGGCUUUAACCUUUUUUAAUAGUUUAGCUUAUUUUCACACAUUUUGCAAUAAAAAGCUAAGUUUUUGAAAAAAAAAACAAAAAUCGAUGCUAAAUUUACAGCGAAAUAUAUUUUAAUGGUUAUUUAUAAAUGUUUUUGAUUUAGUACAGGUCGAUAUCUAACACUCAAAAUCAUUGACGCUUCACACUUUAUACGCAUUAAUAAGUACAUAUAUCGACGGUUCGCGCUCUAAGGAUUAAGAUGGCGCUGUAAGAAUGUAAAAAUUUCUAAAUUUGUAUAUGACAUUUUUCAUUCAUUAGAUUUCGAAUGACCAAUUCGAACGAAGCCUUACUAUCAUUGUAAUGAGCGUCAUUUUAUAGGUCUUAUUGAAAUAAUGGCUUAGAUAAUUUAAGUUGCGUACGAGAGACUCCUUGACUCUGCUUCUGUUCGUACGAGCGUCGGUUAAUUGCAGAAGACGCCGCCAGGACACGAAACUAUUAUCCUUGUUUUUUUUUUUUAAAUCAUAGACAAACAAGAUGUAUGUGUUUUAGGCUGUAUACAGAUCGUUCUCUGUGCCGAUAUAGUAAUUUGAAUUAAAAAACAAUUAAUUUCCUGAUUAUUGUUGUUUCGAAUAAGCCGUCACGGUCGCGCGAGGGCGUUGAUACCGCGCGUCAGUUCAUUAUUAAUUGUGAUACAUUGCGUGUCCUUAAAACGCGUCGAUGGAAAGGAACUUGCAAGUAAUCGACACUCUUACAAUUAUUUAUAUACAUAUUGUAUAAUCAGGUUUAGUGUAAGUUAAUUUUUUUAAUUAAACUUUUAUACAUAUAAGAAUUCCUUUUUUAUCAUUACGUGUUAAUAAAAUGAGACGUGCCAUUAAAUAAAUAUAUUUAUCGAAUUGAGACUCUUCAUUUUAUGAAGUCGGUUAAAAAAAAUGGACGUCAUAUGACGUCACGUACACUAUUUAUACGGAAUUGUAUUCACGUGUCAUGAACUAUAUACAUAUAUAUAAUAUAUGAGUCGUCUUUUAUCAAAGGUGGCAAUCUGUGCAUUUGGACAA